Molecule: messenger RNA, 398 nt
Organism: Hibiscus syriacus
Lineage: Eukaryota; Viridiplantae; Streptophyta; Magnoliopsida; Malvales; Malvaceae
Product: probable stress-associated endoplasmic reticulum protein
Exons: 3
Coding region: 44-241 (65 amino acids)
Biological process (GO): endoplasmic reticulum unfolded protein response
Cellular component (GO): endoplasmic reticulum
Source: RefSeq, a predicted model, not a curated record
CACUAAUCCUCACCGCCGCUUUCAACAAACGCUCUUGCAGAAAAUGACUACCUCAAAGCGCCUUUCCGGAAUGAAGGUUGCAAGGUUUCAAAGGAACAUUACAAAGAGGGGAUCUGGGUCAACAAAGAAAGGCAAUGGGUACCCUGUCGGUCCAAUUCUUCUUGGCUUCUUCGUCUUUGUGGUUGUUGGAUCAUCUAUUUUUCAGAUGAUUAGGAUGGCAACCAGCAAAGGCACGGCUUGAGGAGGAGAAGAGGAACUGAGGGGAUGAAUAAGACAUCGGCCCUUAAAACAUGUAAUGAAUGAGUCGUGUUAGUUAGCUAAAUAAAAACGUUGCACAUAUGAUGUCUUCUUGACAUCUUGGUUUGGUUUUUUAAUGAAUAAAGUGCAUGUUUACGGUU